AGUAGUGGCCUUUGAGUCAAUAGACGAGCCACAGCUCUUGUCGUUGGUGGCAGUUGUAGGCGAAAUUCACAUGUUAUGCAUAUGCCGCCUUCAUAUUCCCCUUCCGAACUCUUUACAUGCCCAUCGCAUCACUCAUUCAAUCUUUUCCUUAAUUACCAUUUUCGGUAAAGAAUCUACAGCUCUACUUCAUCAUCUAAUCUAUCCUCUCUGUAAGGUUUCAACAACCCUUUUUUCUGCUUCUCUGCCCAAGUUUUGAUUUUGAUAACAGCAUGCGCUACUGCAUAUCCAAGUUUGUUAAAUGGCAUCCGGCUCUGAGGAAUUUCAGCUCCUGAUCAAACUUCAUUUCAGGCGAACAGCACCGUUAUGCCUCACAUUCUGCAAAAUAGCAAUGAUGGAAUAACUUCAACAAGUGACAAUAAUGAUGUUACCUCUUCAAAGAUGUACGAUCCUACAUGUGAAAAGUUUCCUGCGGACGAACCUGUUUCCAACAUGCUCGUUGAUUCAUUUGGGAGGCGGCAUACUUAUCUGAGAAUCUCAUUGACAGAGCGUUGUAAUUUGCGAUGCCUGUACUGUAUGCCUGCUGAAGGCACGGAGCUCACUCCGAGCCCGCAACUUCUUUCACAGAACGAGAUUGUUCGCCUAGCAAAUUUAUUUGUCAGUUCAGGUGUUAAUAAAAUCCGUCUGACGGGUGGGGAGCCCACGGUUAGGAAGGACAUUGAUGAUAUUUGCCUACAGCUCUCACACCUGAAAGGGCUAAAAACACUUGCCAUGACUACUAACGGAAUCACCCUGGCGAAUAAACUUCCAAGAUUAAAGGAAUGCGGGCUUACUUUGCUAAACAUAAGUUUAGACACAUUGGUUCCAGCAAAGUUUGAAUUUAUGACUCGGCGGAGAGGACAUGAAAGAGUGUUGAAAUCCAUCGAUGCUGCUAUAGAGUUGGGAUAUAGUCCUGUCAAAGUAAACUGUGUUGUAAUGCGUGGAUUCAACGAUGAUGAAAUAUGUGAUUUUGUUGAAUUGAUGCGUGAAAAGCCAAUAAACGUAAGGUUUAUUGAGUUCAUGCCUUUUGAUGGGAAUGUCUGGAAUUCAAAAAAACUGGUACCUUACUCUGAGAUGAUGGAUAUUGUGGUAAGGUCAGGCAAAGUACUCCAGAGAAUUCAGGAUCACCCCACUGAGACAGCCAAGAAUUUCAGGAUUGAUGGACAUCAGGGUACAGUUUCUUUCAUUACAUCGAUGACUGAGCAUUUUUGUGCCGGUUGCAACAGGCUGAGACUUUUAGCUGACGGGAACUUUAAAGUUUGCCUCUUUGGUCCGUCGGAGGUUAGCUUGAGGGACCCCCUGCGGAAUGGUGCUGAUGAUACUGAACUUGAGGCUAUUAUUGAAGCAGCGAUAAAAAGAAAGAAAGCAGCUCAUGCUGGGAUGUUCGACCUUGCAAAGACUCCAAACAGACCAAUGAUACAUAUUGGCGGCUAGAAAUCAUCAGGCCAUGUGCAUUAUUCUGUGCUCCAUAACAUGUAAGUGCUCCUUCAAUAUUCGAAUCAACUCAUAAUGUUUAGUUUCUAUAGCUUCAAAUAGUGUGGUUUAAACUCAAGAACAUUGCUGAGUAGGCAUGUAAGACAUCGCGACAAUGAUUCUAUAGAUCAGGGGAUGAGUUUAAAACUCAUUAAAUUCAGUCGUAGGACUAUCAAAUGUGCUUGAGAAAUUUAUAUUAGCUUCUUGAUUCUGCUCAUCGGUUUAUAUUAGCUUCUUGAUUCUGCUCAUCUUUAGUUAUGCAUGUUGCACAUUGAUACAUCCAUAUGUGAUGCUUCUGGGAAAUAUCCCAAGUGAGUCACAAGCUGUUGAAAGGAGUUGUUAAUGGAGGGAUUCAGAGGGCAAAAUUUAUCUCAAGUGCAAAUGAUGGUUACGGCAUGAGUCUUUCAGCCUUAUGAAGCAUAUACCCAAGCUGUUGUAAGCUAGAGAUUAUCAUCAAAACCGUUGCAGGCUAGAGAUUAUCAUCAAAACCCUAUGUGUAAGCCGAGCAAGAUUUCAACAUGCAAGCUAACAAACCCCUCCCCAUCAAAUGACACAGAACAAAUGUUGCAAUAGAGCCAACAAUCAGGUACUAUAAAGGGACUCGUCGACAGCUCACAUACAAAAAAAUUGUGUGUUUUUCCAAGAAACAUCAAGAUUAUAUUAAAAGAGUCAAAACUUAUAUAGAAGCUUACUGAAACUGAUGGUUCAUGACCAAUACGCAAUUGUUCUUAAACAUAGUAAACGAUCAAUAUAGAUCAUAGAUGAGCACCUAUAAUAGUGAUUUAACUA
Molecule: messenger RNA, 2298 nt
Organism: Salvia splendens (bonfire salvia)
Lineage: Eukaryota; Viridiplantae; Streptophyta; Magnoliopsida; Lamiales; Lamiaceae
Product: GTP 3',8-cyclase, mitochondrial
Exons: 6
Coding region: 364-1470 (368 amino acids)
Biological process (GO): Mo-molybdopterin cofactor biosynthetic process
Molecular function (GO): GTP 3',8'-cyclase activity; 4 iron, 4 sulfur cluster binding; metal ion binding
Source: RefSeq, a predicted model, not a curated record